Messenger RNA from Pochonia chlamydosporia 170, 420 nucleotides. RefSeq lists its product as hypothetical. The record is from RefSeq and is a predicted model, not a curated record. The transcript has a single exon. Bases 1 to 420 code for a protein of 139 amino acids. Lineage: Eukaryota; Fungi; Ascomycota; Sordariomycetes; Hypocreales; Clavicipitaceae.
AUGCUACAAAGAAUACAGGAUGGGAGAAACCUGCGGGCUAAACUUGUAUACGAGAUCAACUACAAAACAACGUGCUGCUGCUAUUGCACCAGCAUCGCCACGAAAGAACGACGUAUGGCGAAAAUGUCUGCAGAUGUUGCCAGAUGGCGUCAACAGCGUGUCUACCCUGCAACGACCGAAAAAACCCAACUGCAGAUACUAGCGUUGAAGCAAAUUAUUUCCAGAAUUACUACGCAACACAAUCCUGAGAUUCGAAGAUCGAGAGCCGACUUUUGCGUACCACUUGAACCCUGCGUAUCCGAGUUGCCAAACGACUGGCCAAGUAAGACACAAGCAAUUGGUGUGAGCAAUAGGCAUAUGGCCUUCGACGGCGCCCACGACAAACCUGCACAUAUGGUAAAGUACGGAUGUUUAGAGUGA